CCCUCUCUCUCUCUCUCUCUCUCUCUCUCUCUCUCUGGAAUCUUCUUCGAUCGUUGAAAAUUGAUUCCAAUUGAACCAGAGAAGCAAUAAAGCUCAGAUCUUUGCAGCUCUCAAACAAACUCCAAUCAGUGAGUGAAAAACCCUUUUCUUUUCUGGAUUGGAUUGCAAAGGCUGUGAUAUAUAAUGGAGGAUGUCCAGGAGCAGCAAAGUCAAUCACUUGGUCAAGAUGGUGAAAACGAAAUAGUCAUUGAAAAUGCUGCAUCUGUUCAUGGGGAACCUCCUCAGGAUGCUAAUGGCCCCCCAAAAGUUGAUUCCAAGGAAGAAAUUCUUCAAGACAAAGUCAAGAAGCAAAUCAUUAAGGAAGGCCAUGGUCCGAUACCAUCCAAAUAUUCGACAUGCUUCUUGCAUUACAGGGCAUGGACUGAAAGCACACAGCAUAAGUUUGAAGACACGUGGGACGAACAACGACCACUUGAAAUGAUUUUAGGAAAAGAGAAAAAAGAAAUGACCGGCUUGGCUAUUGGCGUAUCCAGCAUGAAGGCUGGAGAACGUGCCCUAUUACAUGUAGGCUGGGAGUUGGGAUACGGAAAAGAAGGAAACUUUUCUUUCCCAAAUGUUCCACCCUCAGCAGAUAUAUUGUAUGAAGUUGAGCUUAUUGGAUUUGAUGAGACCAAAGAAGGGAAAGCUCGCGGUGAUAUGACUGUGGAGGAGAGGAUUGGAGCAGCAGAUAGAAGAAAGAUGGAUGGAAAUGCUUUAUUUAAGGAGGAAAAACUGGAGGAGGCUAUGCAACAGUAUGAAAUGGCAAUAGCAUAUAUGGGUGAUGACUUCAUGUUCCAAUUGUUUGGGAAGUACAGGGACAUGGCUUUGGCUGUUAAAAAUCCAUGCCACCUUAACAUGGCAGCCUCCCUCAUAAAGCUUAAGCGAUAUGAAGAAGCCAUUGGACAGUGCACUGUUGUACUGACAGAAGAUGAAAACAAUGUCAAAGCCCUAUUUAGGCGAGCAAAAGCCAGAGCAGAGCUUGGGCAGACAGAUGCUGCCCGUGAAGAUUUUCUAAAGGCACGUAAGUUUGCUCCUCAAGACAAAGCUAUUGCAAGAGAGUUACGCCUGCUUGCUGAACAUGACAAGGCUGUUUAUCAGAAACAGAAGGAGAUCUACAAGGGAAUUUUCGGACCAACACCAGAUCCUAAACCCAAGCGAACUAAUUGGUUGAUCAUUGCUUGGCAAUGGCUGUUGUCAUUGUUCUACAGUAUCUUCAGGCGUGAGAAGCGAAAAGCUGAGUAGUCAAAACUCUUUCUUUUUUUGACCAAAGAGACUCUUGAAUUGUAACAUAAGUGAGGAGAUUACAUGAUUUGAAUAAACACUGAAGACUUGUUGUGAUCCUAAAGGUUCACUCAAUUGUGAGGGGAGGAUUCCAUUAAAUCUUGGAUGGCAACAGUUUUCGGUUCUAAGAUACAUGGACUGAAUGUAUGAUUCUAAACUUUUCGGCAGGAAUUUAUU
Molecule: messenger RNA, 1497 nt
Organism: Rosa chinensis
Lineage: Eukaryota; Viridiplantae; Streptophyta; Magnoliopsida; Rosales; Rosaceae
Product: peptidyl-prolyl cis-trans isomerase FKBP42
Exons: 8
Coding region: 184-1281 (365 amino acids)
Molecular function (GO): protein binding; peptidyl-prolyl cis-trans isomerase activity
Source: RefSeq, a predicted model, not a curated record